Molecule: messenger RNA, 8122 nt
Organism: Tribolium madens (black flour beetle)
Lineage: Eukaryota; Metazoa; Arthropoda; Insecta; Coleoptera; Tenebrionidae
Gene: trx
Product: histone-lysine N-methyltransferase trithorax
Exons: 8
Coding region: 85-7089 (2334 amino acids)
Biological process (GO): positive regulation of DNA-templated transcription
Cellular component (GO): nucleus; histone methyltransferase complex
Molecular function (GO): zinc ion binding; protein binding; DNA-binding transcription factor activity
Source: RefSeq, a predicted model, not a curated record
CUAACACUAAACUAGUGAAAUGUGUGAUGCGUUGAUUGUAGAUUAUCCUAUCUUUAAAAUGUAAAUAAUAAAUAAAAAAACAAAAUGGGCCGUUCAAAAUUUCCCGGAAAACCAUCGAAACAUGUUAAUAGGAAAAGAAUUAAUGUUCUUCCACCCACCUCAGAGGGAAUUAUUGAAUCUAGCAGGUCUAUGACAGUUGAAACUGUUGCAGAAAACAAACAGGGCGCCGAAAAAGAUGUCGAAAAAAGCAGUGAAAGUGUAAAUUUAAACAAUAUAAAUACAAAAGUGUCAUUGAGAAGAAGACUGAAUCGAAAAAUGCAAAGUUCGAAAGCAUUGAUGAGCAAUAAUUCGUCUAAACGUGGUCUAAUAUCAAAACUCUGUAAUAAAACAAGUGUUUCCUGUAAACUCUCAGUUAAAAGCAAAUUAAAUUGCACAGCAUCAAGGAAGGCAAACAUCAAUCGCAAAUCAGUGCAUGCAUACUCCCCAAUAAAAAAUUUCCGCCAGUGCAGAACAGGAAUAACAAAAGAAAGUAAUAAUCUCGUUGGAAAAUUCGUAUUGCCCACAAGAAGUGUCCAUUCAUCGCGUGUAAUAAAACCAAACAAAAGAUUCAUAAACGUGGACUUGAGUGACACAUUAACGCUAAAAAAGCGCGUCAUCACCAAAAGACAUUGUAUAAAACAAAGCGAAAACCCGUCGAAAACCAACAAAAGUGACAGUGCGUCAGAACCGCCAACAAAAACAUUCUCAAACGGGCGCGUCGUCCUCCGUCAAGCGCGCUUGAAACUCCACAACCAAACCCCCAAAGGCUCCGAAGGCCCCUUCUCCAGCAGCUCGACGAACGGCUCUCCGCCGGGAACAGUGACUUGUGGUGUCUGUGGUGCCGUCCGUUUCUACCGUUUCGUAAAACAAGCGCGCAAAUUCAACAUCUACAGCUGCGAAUCAUGCCGGAAAUUCAUCUCAAAGAUGAUAAAACGGCAGUCAUGCGGCAAGAACCUCAGCAGUGCUACUCUGGUUUGCCACAAGGGACAAGGAAUGUGCCACGUGCCCCCCAUAGUGCGCAGCCAACAAAUGAAACUCAUUCGGUGCGCCUACAAGUCCCGGUGCCCCGCCUGUUGGCUGAAAAUGUGCCUUCGCUCCUUCCAAAUGCCCCAAUCUUUGAAAAACAGCCUAAUCCAACUACUUCCAAAAAACAUGCAAGGCUCUAACGUCAUGUUCAACAACUCCCUACCCUUAUUGUGGCAAGUCAGCGUUCAAAAUAUCAACAAACCUGAACAGAAAACGGUGAAUCAACGACCCGUCAGGUUUAAAAACACUAAACCUGUCACGCAAUCAACUCCAACUUCCGAUAUUAAAAGGCAAAAAAUUGAUCUGAAAGGACCGAGAGUCAAACACGUUUGUCGUAGUGCUUCUAUAGUUUUGGGUCAACCCUUGGCCAUGUUUCCAGGUGAUGUCGAGAAGAAGAGAAUUGAGGAAUGCCCAAGAAAAGCACAAAAGACGAGUGAAAACAUUGAAACGCCACAAGUCAAGUUGAAAGAUGUAGAAUGCAGCGAAAAUGAAUCCGAUAAUGAUAAAUCAAUAAAGGUGCCAUUGGUACUAAAUGAAAAUUUAAUUUCUCAAAUUAAAAGGGAUAGAAACCAUAGAGUGCCUUUUUCAUCCGUAUCUUCGUCUUCGUCACUUCAGUCUUUCACAUCUUCAACGUUUACGUCUUUCAGUGAAAACAAAUCCGAUUUUGAAAAGAAACCCAAUCUACAAGAAGUCCAAAACAUGAUCUCAAUCAAUUAUUGGGAUAAUUACGAUUUAGAUGAUGUCAAUCAAAACGGUUUUUGUCUCAUUGCCUCUCAACAAUUUCCAAUGCCUGCUAUUUGUUUUCUUUGUGGCAGUGCUGGACGCGAGGCACUUUUACACUGUUCUCUCUGUUGUGAACCAUAUCACCCCUUUUGUCUUGAAAGAAGUCCUCAAAUUACCGCCAGCAAUAACAGACAAAACGUAUGGAUCUGUCCAAGAUGCACCACUUGCAACGCGUGCAACCAAGCAGACAGACAAAAAAUCCACUGUCAAAAGUGCUCCAAAGCGUACCAUUCGGAAUGUUUAAACACAGACUGGGCCGGCAAAGGUAAACCGAUGAUCUGUUCAAAAUGCCUGAGUUGCAAAGACUGUGGUGACAUAAACACUGCAAAUUUUUUUGGGAAUUCGUCGUUAUGCGUGACCUGCUUUAAACUACGGAGGAAAGGAUCAUGUCCCGUUUGUUUGAUACCAUUUAGAGAGAUUGAUACGAACGAAAAGAUGAUGGAAUGUACAAAAUGUAAAAAGUGGAUUCACGCGGAUUGUGAGGAUUUAUCAGAAGAGUAUUAUCACAUCUUGAGUUAUCUUCCCGAGUCUGUUAAAUACUUGUGUUGUGUGUGUUCGAAACAUUCACCACCUGCUUGGCGUAAAUCAGUAGAGUCCGAACUGAAGUAUAAUUUUAAUCAAGUGUUGCGGUUAUUAAGCAAAAACAAAACAGCUAAAAAUAUGUUAAAGUUAAAUCUUUUAAAUAAUUACGUUACGUUGACAAGAACUACCGAUAGGAAAAGUGAUUGUGAGAAUGACGGCGAUGACAAUCAGGAGAAUUUAGUUACAUAUUUUAAUAGUUUUAAGAACAGUGACAGUGAUAGGACUGAAGCGCCUUUGAAGAGUUUCAGUGAUUUUAAAAUCAACCAAACUCGGACUUUGACUGUGCUAGAUAUUAAACGUAAAGCAAACUCGAAUGAAUACAGUUCAGUGAAAGACUUUCAUAAAGAAAUGGAAGAAGGGUUAGCUCAGACACAAUCGGAUGAGUUGGUAAAUAUCUACCGAUUAAUUCUCAAAUCAGUAUUUCCUUGGUUUGACAUUUCUCAAGACUCAAAAUGGAACAAUACGAAACAACGAUUUUUAUGUAAUAAUAACAAUGAUGAAGACAUUUGUGGUCAAAUCGAAUGCGUGUCAAUAGACUCGAGAUAUUGUUCGUUUUGUAAAAGUAUAGGUGAUGGUUUAAGCCAUCUUGAAUCUCGGUUACUUUACUGUGGACAAAACGAAUGGGUGCACAUAAACUGUGCAUUAUGGUCGUCCGAAGUCUAUGAAGAGAUCGAUGGUUCCCUCCAAAACGUCCACAGUGCACUCUCAAGAGGUCGUCUAAUGCGUUGUUCGUAUUGUAAACAAAAAGGGGCAACAGUUGGGUGUUGUUUCAAGAACUGUUGCGAGAUUUAUCACUUCAUAUGUGCAAGAACCGCUAAAUGUCAUUUUAUGCAUGACAAGACUGUAUAUUGUUGUAGUCAUGAACUACCGAAAACUAGUAGCGUUAUAGUCACAUCUAAUGAUUUUAAUAUUCGGAGAUCUGUUUUUGUCGAGUUGGCUGAUUAUAAAAAAGGGCAAUAUUCACAAAUUGAAAAAGUUAACGUCAUGGUUGGAUCACUUUGUGUUACAAAUCUUGGAAAAAUCAAUCCUGUUAUGUCGGAUACUAUUGAGGCUAUCAUUCCGGUCGGUUAUAAUUGUUCAAAGUUGUUUUGGUCAACAGUUGAGCCUUGGAGAUUAGUUUCGUAUAAAAUAUCAACUUCGAUUUUAAAUGCUCAUGUUAAUAAUCUUCACGUUGAUAAGAGUUUCACCGUUGAUCAUUCGUUACCAAAGUCGGUAGUUGAACGUAAAUUGAAGGAAAUCCUCCUUUGGCACAAGGAUAUAGACAAGAAGAAGUUGGAUGUUAUUGAGUUUGAUGAUGAGGAGGAGCCUCAAAACGGAGCUGAUCUUUUAUCACCUGAAAUCACCGAUGCUAUUUUUGAGGAACUCCCUCAUGAGUUGCUUGAUGGAAUCUCAGUACAGGACAUUUUCCCGAAACUUAUGUCUUACGAGGAUUUUAUUAGUAUGGAUUCGAAAUCAGAAACGACCAACUCUGAUAACAACGUGAACAGUGAAUUGAAAAAAUCAGAGGAAGUUGAAACUAUGGAAGAGUUUGACGAUGUGAAAAAACAAAAAACUUGUAGUCUGACACUGAGUUGCAAAUUGGAUAAUAGUUUUUCUCCUGUGAUUAAGAAACGGAAAAUAACCCCACGUGAAAAUAAUUUGUUUUUUCAACUGUUACAAGUCGAUGGUAACUUUGAUGACAGUUCGAGUGAUUGUGGGUCACCAGUGGGUGUUAAUAAUGUAAACAUCUGGGAUUCAGAUGUUUCCGAAGAACCAGUCACGUGUGAACGUUGCCAGUGUACUUACCGGACACAAGCAAGCUAUAAAAGACACUUAGAUGCAUGUGAAAUUAUUUGCACGAGUGAAAGUGAUUCAGAAUUGAAUCAAGAUCAAGAUACGAAUCAUGAAACAACUCAAAUUCACGUAACUGAAACAACGACUGUCAACACUGAAAUACCACCACCUGUUCUCAUAACGUCAUAUGAAUCUUAUCAAAAUGAAAUUCACACUUCUGUGUUAAAUACUCAGACUUUUGUAGCAUCGAAAUCGAAUUCAGAAGUGAUUACUGUUCCUCAAAAUCCGGAAAUAAUUAUCCCCCAAACCAAACCAGUGGUUAAUAGUGAAGUGUUUACAGUAUCGCAAUCGACUGUCUCAGUUAACGAACAAACCUCGCAACCGUUUUGUUUACCUCCAACUGUCUCUCUUUGUGUCAACUCCCCACUACCGGUUAACCCGGUAUUAACCGCUAUUAACCCUCAAAUGGAGUUUCAACCGAUACAAUCCAUGCCAUACUCGACUAAUGUAGCUCCUGUUAUUAAUGUAACACCCCAAAAUCAGAUUACUUUCACUGAUAAGUUAUUAAAUAAUUCAACAAUUAUCAAUUCGAUGAUUAACGUUCCUGGAAAUCGAUGGGUUAAACCGGUGGAGCAAAAAAGUCCGACUAAGAUUUUUAAAGGAAGAAGAUCGAUUGCUGCUAAGAGGGGUCAUGAGGAGGAAACAAUUGUGAUACCGGCAAGUUCGGCCCCUGUAAUUGUCCAACACUUGCCAUCGAAUAAUUUUAUUCCGACUUUUGUUGACACUUUCCAACAACAAUCUGGUCAAAAUGUACAAUACGUUACAACGAUUUCACCUCAAAUCAAUUCAACGAUAAAUCCACAACCGUUGGUGCAGUUACAAGCUGAUAGUAAUUUGAUAAGUUUGUUGCCUGGUAUUCAACCGACGAUGAUUAUUCAACAACCACGAGUUUUGGAAAAUCAGUUGAUUGUUGAUGGGAAUGGUUCAUUGAGUUGGACACCACCGCAAGUACAACCGGUCUAUUACGGUUUUGAGACUAUAGUACAGAACACUGUAAUGCAAUCUCAACAGUUUCUACCAACAACAGUACCAGGAGUUUUAACUGCCAAUAGUAGUUAUUCUACAACGACACAAGUAUUCCAGACCAGUAAAUUAGAACCAGUAUUAGAUGUGGCAACGAAUAGUUUUGUUCUACUAAACACAGGACAAUUGGUCAAUUCACAGUCACUCGAAGUACCUCAAAAUACACUAACGAAUGUUAUACAACAAACAGAAAUCAAUCAAUGUAAAUACUCAACACCUGCAUUUCAAAAACCGAAUAAUCAACCAAUUAGUGUCACUAAUACGAAUAGUAUUACACUACCUACAGCACCUUUUGUCCCAGAACAAGGAAUACCAACCAAUAUUGUCACACCAACACCUAAAUCUGUACCAACAACACAAAAUCGCCCCAUGAGUCGUGUCCUCCCAAUGCAAACUUUAAAAGAAACGAAAGAACCAAACAAAGUUAAAAUACCAACAGAAAAAAUUGAAGCAAUUAGAAAAGAAAUAAAAAUCCUGGAGAAAGUCGUAGAACCGGUGAUUGAACCUGACAAGAAACCAAUCGAAACUCAAUUAGAAAAUGACAUAAAUGAAGCCAAGAAAGACUCUCCUUUGAAACUAGUGUUCCAAAAACAGACCCAAGACGGUUCAUACAAAGUCAGUAACAAUGUCGAGGAACCUACAAUAAGCCCCAAAGUAAACAAUUUUAAACCAACUGAACCGCCGUAUAAACUAAACAACAAUUUCAACAAUCGCAACUCUCCGGUACAAAUAGCACCGUUAAAACCAAUCAAGUCGAAUUUUAACCCCCCAAAACCACUACACAUUCUAUCACUUAGUGAUAAACAAAACCGGCCUGAAAAAACCGAAAGGAAGGUUGCCACUAUUGACCCUCCAAAACAUUUUCCUCUCGAGAAAAAGGAAAAUGAGAAUGUCCCAUCUAUACUUUACACAAUUGAGACACAGGAUGGUUUUCGGUAUUCAUCAACUUCCAUUGCCGACUUGUGGACUAAAGUUUUCGAAGCUGUGCAAAACGCACGGGCGGCUCACAAUAUGCCACUUUUGCCCUCAGAUUCCACAAGUAUUGUUAAUAGUUUGCAAAUUCUCGGAUUGAAGACUUCAGGACUUAAGUAUCUCAUUGAGCAAUUGCCAGGUGCUACCAAGUGCUCGAAGUAUAGGCCGAUGUUCAACUUUCCAUCGAAAUGUAUAGAAAUUGAGGACGAGCUUGUGGGGCACACGCACGGGAGUGCGAGGUGUGCACCACACAUUAAACGAAAUGAACCCUAUGAUAUGUUCAGGUGGUUGGCAUCGAAACAUCGGAAGCCUGAACAUAGUCUAUUCUGUUCAGAUUUAGUGCCAAGAAGGGGCUCUGUAAAUAAUUUACCAAUGGCCAUGCGAUUCCGACAAUUGAAACUCACUAGUAAAUAUUCAGUGGGAGUGUAUCGUUCAAAAAUCCACCGACGUGGAUUAUUCUGUUUGAGGGAUUUUGAAGCAGGAGAAAUGGUUAUAGAAUACUCAGGAGAAGUUAUUAGAUCAGUUUUGACUGAUAAGAGGGAAAAGUAUUAUAAUUCGAAAGGAAUUGGUUGUUACAUGUUUCGAAUUGACGAUAAUUUGGUUGUUGAUGCGACCAUGACCGGAAAUGCGGCCAGGUUUAUAAAUCAUUCUUGUGAUCCGAAUUGUUAUUCUAAAGUUGUUGAAAUUUUGGGUCACAAGCACAUCAUCAUUUUUGCUUUAAGACGAAUCAUUUGUGGAGAAGAGUUAACAUACGAUUAUAAAUUUCCCAUUGAGGAAGAUAAAAUUCCAUGCACUUGUGGAACACGGCGUUGUCGGAAAUUUCUCAACUGAUAUUUAAUUUGAAUUUAUGUUUUUAUCAGUAUUUUUUCUUAUUUUCAUCGAGUGAGCUCAAAAGAAAUUGAACAAAUGACGAACUUUUUUUUUAUUUUAUACUUUUAUUUUGUGUAUGUAAUGUAUAUUGUGUUUGUAAUUACGGUUGUAUAUAAUUGAACUUAUGUAAUCUACUUCCACGGUAGCACCUAUUUGCCAUUUUAAAGUUAUUACAUUCUUAAGUUUUGUCAGUAUUUUUUUCAAAUUUAUGUAUAUAUUUGGCUGUGAGAUUUUAUGCAUUUGUGCCAUUGGCUGCAUAGGUGCUAUAAUACUAUAUAGUUAUAAAUUUUGAUAAAAAGUGAAUAUGUGAUAUGUUUCAUAGUCCAGUGUAAUUAUCUAGUUAUACACGCGAAAAAUUACUUUUAUUUUGAGUAAUAAUACUGGUAAUUGAGUCGUGUUUUGGAAACGAAUGUGAAAAUACAAUUUAGAAUUCUCUUACGUACAAAUACAGAUCUUAUUAUUGUACAUUAUUCCUUUAUAUAAGUUGUAAUUAUGUUCUGCUAUGAAUUAAACGCCCGUGCAUCAAAUGCUACCAACAGUUCGAAUUGUGUUGUAUCAUUUAUAAAAUGAGCAAAUAUAUACUCCACUGUAUGAUAUAUUACAUCACCCAAACAGGCUUUUUUGUAUAUUAAUUUUUGUAUAUAGUUUUUUUUUAACGAUUGUUUUAUUUAUAGGUACCUAUGGCAAACAACUUUUAACUGCAAAUCUCAUUCAAAACUUAAAACUCAAAUGUGUGUGUGUACAAUAACGAACAUGUUAGAAAUUGUGAUUGUAAUUUUACAAAUGACAAUAUCGACAUAUCAGUUUUUAUUAGUAGAACAAUGGAAAGUUCUACAGCGUGAUAAGAGGCCUUGUGUUGUAUAUAAAUUGAACGAUUUUACAGUGUCUUAAAUUUUUAUUGUAUAUAAAGAUCGUGCUCCUUCUGGUGCUUUUACUUAUACUAAUUCGAGCAGCUGUGCUAUACACUUGUAAUAUUUCCAAUAAAACAUUCAGA